This is a messenger RNA of Hepatospora eriocheir, 534 nucleotides long. Lineage: Eukaryota; Fungi; Microsporidia; Hepatosporidae. The record is from the annotation of a GenBank genome assembly.
AUGUUUUUAAGUAUAUUAAACAUUGUAAAUUGUUAUAAUUUAGGAGUCAUAAAAAAUUUAGAUAUAGAAUCAACUAUAUUUGAUGAGAGUGAAAGUCAAUAUUACGUAACUAAUGAAGAUGUUUAUGGUUAUAAUCUUAAAACAAGUAAAUUAGAUGUUACGUUUGACAAUAAAAGGGAAUUAUUAACAAUAAACUGUCCUGUUUUUACAGUAAACUGGAAUGAUAUAUCUGUUAAACAAAAUGGUGAGAUUUGUAAAAAAGGUGAAAUUACAGGUUGUAUAAAUAUUUUAUCAAGUAACUACCAAAAUAAAUGUGCAUGGAUUGUAGGUGAUAUAAUAUUACAAUUUAAAAAUAAAACAUCUGAAUUAUCAGAAGUUACUGGAUUUUUAAAUAUAAUUUUUUCAUCUGAAAACGAAAAAGCAGAGAUGUUUUCGUAUACUGUUGAUGGAAGUUUAAAUAUUAGAGAAGAUAAAAAAGACAAUUCUUUUGUAGUAGAUGGGUCAUUGAAAUUUAUAAAAACAGGGUUUAAUUAA